GUCACUCCUGAAACAACACUUGAUGCAGUAGUCCGGAUCAACAGUUGGGUAUGCCUUCAAUGCCGGACUGGUGUGAGCUUGGAAACGGCUUGGUUUUGGCCCCGCCUUGGCUCUUCCUGGACAAGGGCGCCAAUUCCGGGAAUCCCAUCAGUCCCGAAACAACACUCCCACACUCCCACGGCGGGGUGCGGAACAUUAUCGUCACCAUGACCAUUUGCCACGUCGCCAUGACAUCGAAACUCCAUUAUCCAUUAUGUCGUCAUCGCCAGUCAUCGUGACAAUGCGCUACGUGGCACUCUUCGUUCCCUCCAUCGCGCGGCGGCCCGAACAGAGCCAUUGACAGCCAACACAGCCGCCCCAUCUGGUCAACAAGUGGUCGAGGCUACUCCCUCUCCACACCCGCACCCGCACCAGCCCUGCCUACCACCCACAUGCCUGCAACGCCCAUGACCAACAUCCAUCCUUUCCUCGCCCAUGUUCCCCGCCCCGGCCCAUUUCAGUGCUGUCGCUCAUAAUGGAUUUGUCGUCAUCGUCCCGUCACAGGACCGACGAUGCGGCCCGGCCAGAUCUUACCCGCAGCACGCGUCCCACACUUAUCAAGACAUCCCGGCACCUUCAUACAGCCUCACCAGCCACUACACUCGGCAACAACCUACUACAACUUGCCAUCAUUCUCAACGUCUUGCUCAGUUGAUCAUCAUCGUCUUCAUGCCUCAUAGCGAGGCGAUCAUCGUGCCCGGAUUGAUGGCUGCCACCGAAAGAACGCGCUGCGCCGCCGAACGAAUCGGACGCGGUCUCCUACAUCAGCCCACGAGCUACACCUUCUGCUACCCCUCUUCCAGUCAUGGCUGCUGAUGGUGGCGGUGGCGAGCAUGCCGGAGCAGGGAAAGUCGCGCCGGAAAAGUCAAACGAUGCAACAGCAUCAGCGCCUGGCCAUGGCCACGGCCAUGGCGAUGACGACGAGCAAGGUCAUACCACGCGCGAGCACCGACAGCAGUUCUCCACAGGCCUGUGUGACUGCUGUGACGACAGGGCCGGGUGCUGCUACGCAUGCUGCUGCGCGCCGUGUCUGAUGAUGGAGAUGCGCGCGCUGCGCGAAGGGCGGGAUUUCUCCGUCGCCGAAAAGCGAUGGGGCAUCGGCGUGGCGCUCGCCAGCGGAGCCUCGCAGCUCGUCUUGACCUGCAUGGAUCGAGCAGACGCCCGUGCCGUCUACGAUCUGGGCUCAUGGACCUGGUCCGAUGCGCUUCUCGCGUGCUGCUGCGGCCCAUGCUCGACGUGCCAGACCGCCCGCGAGCACUACGCCCGCUUCCCGGAUCAUCCGCGCCCUGGCUACGACGGCUGCUGCGCCUGCGGUGCCUGCGCCAUCCAGUACAACCUGCCAGUGCCACCGGUAGACGCUUCCGGCUGCGCAGAGUCCAGCCAUGGCGCAUCUGGGCGCCGUGGCAAGUCCUCCCGCCGGGAGCGCUCGGCUCCCCGGGCCAGCUUCAACUACCCGAUGGACAUUCCCGACGAGGGAAACGGAACUGCGGGCGCCAAGGCUACCGCCAGGAGCACCGCCCUGGUGCUCUUUACCAUCUACAUCGUCGUUGCCGGCAUCUUACUUGUCCAGAUAGUGGUCGGCAGUGGCUCGAACCAGGGCGAUCUAACGUCGUUUGCCGGCAUGGCCAUGCUGGCACUCCUCCUCCGCCACGCCCUCGCCGACAACGAGACCCGCAAGGUCGAGGUCUACUACUGGAUCCAUGUUCUGACUACCAUCGGGUGGAUCGUCCGCCUUCUGACCACCGUGGUCGUCUUCUUUUCCCAGGGCGAGAAGGGCGCCCACCUCGUCCAGCUCCUCGCCUUUGCCAUCGUCGUCGCAGCCGCGAGCCUCCAGUGGUUUGCCCUCUCGCGCUACCGACAAGGCACCAUGGCGGCUGGCUUCUGGUUUGUUCCGCCCAUCCAGAUCGGCGACGAAGAGGCGCCGUCGCCUGGCGCCACGCGCUCGGCUGCCACGGCGUCGUCGUCGCACGAUUCGUACGACGACUAUGGCCUGUACUCAUACUGAUCGCAUUGAACGCGCUCACGUUGCCCGCCAUCACUCCGCCCACACUGCUGGGCGUGCUGGCAUGUUUAAAACAAGCUUACAAUCUG
Molecule: messenger RNA, 2130 nt
Organism: Thecamonas trahens ATCC 50062
Lineage: Eukaryota; Apusomonadida; Apusomonadidae
Exons: 1
Coding region: 845-2044 (399 amino acids)
Source: RefSeq, a predicted model, not a curated record